This is a messenger RNA of Lagenorhynchus albirostris (white-beaked dolphin), 333 nucleotides long. It is a transcript of the gene IL25, whose product is annotated as interleukin 25. The transcript has 2 exons. Lineage: Eukaryota; Metazoa; Chordata; Mammalia; Artiodactyla; Delphinidae. Bases 1 to 333 code for a protein of 110 amino acids. The record is from RefSeq and is a predicted model, not a curated record.
AUGUACCAAGAGCUCAGGGAACAGCUGGGGGAGGGGGCACCCGGACUAAGUGGAAGCAGUUUUCUCACUGGCCUUUUCCUACAGGUGGUUGCAUUUUUGGCAAUGGUCUUGGGAACCCACACCCUCCAUUUGCGGCCCCAGAAGGGCUGUACCCACUGGCCCAGCUGCUGCCCCAGCAAAGGACAGAACCCCACUGAGGAGUGGCUGAAGUGCAACACUGUGCUCAUGCCUCCCCCAGAGACCACCAGCCUUGCCCACCACCCAGAAUUCUGCAAGGCCAGUGAAGACGGACCCCUCAACAGCCGGUCCAUCGCCCCCUGGAGAUACGAAUGA